ACAUAAGAUUAGAUCGACAACUCCGAGAUGCCAUGGAAGAAACAUGGAAGGACAAAGCCUACUGAUACGUCAAAACAGUAGGACCCAACCCCGGCAAAUUUUCAAACGUCACUCACACUCCACAGUAACACCCUUCCGAAAAAGGCAAAACCGGCUCGUGCCGGUUGCACCCUCUUUAGGUCCUCCGCCUCCGGUGACCGUACCCCUACCAGUCUCUCCCAUUCCCCACUUCUGCUUCAAGAUCCCUAAGGUUCAUCUCUUCAAUCUGCUUCUUAGACUCCAAUGGCUGACAUCAACCCCACCUCAGAACCAUAGCGUCUUUGUUCUUCUAUGUAAUCGUUUUAAAAAGCGCCUUGCUUUUCUUAUUUCAGGCGUUAAUUGGAUUCUUUUUAGUGAUAUGGAUGCUGUGAGUAGCAGUAGGAACGACAUGAAUGAUGAGUCGACGAGCGGAGGGGAAGCUCAGGGAGGGCAAGCUCAGCCGGUGGCGGUUCACAGUGCCAACGCGCCUCCGCCGUUCUUGAGCAAGACGUACGAUAUGGUGGAUGACCCGGCCACCGACGCGAUCGUUUCCUGGAGCCUUACCAAUAACAGCUUCGUCGUCUGGAACACUCCUGAGUUUGCGCGCGAUCUUCUCCCCAAAUACUUUAAGCACAACAACUUCUCCAGCUUCGUCAGGCAGCUGAACACCUAUGGGUUUAGGAAGGUUGAUCCUGACAGAUGGGAAUUUGCAAAUGAGGGCUUUUUAAGGGGUCAGAAACACCUGCUUAAGGGUAUUACUCGACGGAAGCCUGCCCAUGGAAAUGGUCCUCAGCAGCCCCAACAAUCACAUGGACAGAGUUCAUCUGUGGGCCCCUGUGUUGAGGUUGGGAAAUUUGGGAUUGAGGAAGAGAUUGAGAGGCUUAAGAGGGACAAAAAUGUGCUUAUGCAGGAACUUGUCAGGUUAAGGCAGCAGCAACAGUCUACUGACAACCAGCUACAGAAAAUGGUGCAGCAAUUUCAGGGGAUGGAGCAACGGCAGCAACAGAUGAUGUCAUUCCUGGCAAAGGCUGUUCAGAGUCCUGGCUUUUUGGCUCAGUUUGUACAGCAGCAAAAUGAGAGCAAUAGGCGUAUAAGUGAAACCAACAAGAAAAGGAGGCUUAAGCAGGAUGGUGUCAUUGAGAAUGAGCAUUCUGGUGCUCCUGAUGGACAGAUUGUUAAAUAUCAGCCUUACAUGAAUGACACACAAGCAAUGAUCUGGCAGUUCAUGAAAACGGAUUCUUCUCAGCUGGAAUCUUUCAACAACAAUCAUGAAAAUUUCCUGCUUGGUGAUUGUUCAUCAUCAUCUAGCGGAGUAGAUAGUGGAAGUUCUCCAGACCGCAUAAGAGGAGUGACCUUUCAGGAGGUCCCGCCAACUUCAAGGCCAUCAACUUUUGUGCCAGCAGGUUUGGGGAUCUCAGGGCAUGGCCCCGCAGUUGCCACAUCUGAAGUUUGGUCUUCACCCCAUGCCACUACUUCUGAAAAAGUUUCAACAGCUCAAUUUCCUGAUAUGAGUGGAAUAGCUAGAGCACAAGAGUCACCCUCCAUCUCUUCUUCUUCCAAAGAUGUAAUCAUGACGGAACUCACCAAAACUUCAGGAAUGGUACCAGAACGCGCUGCUGAUAUUCCUGCAGAAAAUUAUUUCCAGUCAGAAACAGGGGGUGAUAGAUUAAGUGAUCAAACUUCAAUGGAUAUAAAUAGCUCCAUAUUAAGUAAUGCCAUUCCUCGGAAUGAAGACAUAGAUGCUUUGCUGGCAGAUUCUAACUUCUGGGAAAAUAUUUUUGUGCAAAGUCCAGUGCCUGAGGAUAUUGAACCAAACUCAGUGGAUGGUAGAAACAAGAGAAGUGAAGGACAGGUAGUGGAGAAUGGAUGGGAUAACACUCAGCCUAUAGAUAAGCUCACAGAAAAAAUGGGCUUCCUCACAUCAGAUAGACAAGGGGUUUAAUCUUGCCAGUCAAAUUGUAUGAUUCUCUUUCACAACAUUUUAGGUAAAAAUCCUCUCAUUUUGACCAUUGAAACCAACAACUAAUUUUAUUUCUAGCCUUCCACUGAGGCUGAGUCUUAUCAAAUACUGUUGCGUUUUUUUGUUUUAGCUAUUGUACAGGUGGUUGUAAUGUUUCAGGAAGAUGGCAAGGAUGGUUCAGUUGUAAGGAAAUGGGCAUCCCGUUCUUUCUUGGUCAAGCACAUUAGUCGGCAAUGUAGGUGCUUCUGUGCUGCGUCUUUCAUGAUUUACAGUAGAGAGUUUAGUGUUUCUUGCUGUUGGGAUUGCAAAAUAAAAAGUUAUUAAAUGAGAAACAGUCCUCAACAAUUAAAAGAUUUAAUAUUGU
Messenger RNA from Rubroshorea leprosula, 2342 nucleotides. The record is from the annotation of a GenBank genome assembly. Lineage: Eukaryota; Viridiplantae; Streptophyta; Magnoliopsida; Malvales; Dipterocarpaceae.